AUGCUCUCGGGACUGGCUGCCAUGGAGUUGAAAGUGUGGGUGGAUGGCAUCCAGCGUGUGGUCUGUGGGGUCUCAGAACAGACCACCUGCCAGGAAGUGGUCAUUGCACUUGCUCAAGCCAUAGGCCAGACCGGCCGCUUUGUUCUUGUGCAGCGUCUGAGGGAGAAGGAACGGCAGAUGCUACCCCAGGAGUGUCCAGUGGGCGCCCAGGCUACCUGUGGCCAGUUGGCCAGUGACGUCCAGUUUAUUCUGAGACGGACAGGGCCCACCCUGGCUGGGCGCCCCUCCUCUGACAGCUGCCCACCCCCUGAGCGCUGCCCAGUUCGUGCCAGCCUCCCCCCAAAGCCACGGCCAGUGCUGGGCUGGGAGCCCCGCAAAGUACUGACCUGCAGCCUGGGUCGCCCCGAGCUGGCCCCAGGCCCCACAGCCCCUGAUCCCACGGCCGCUGUAGUGCCCAUGCCGGGAUGCUGCACAGGCCUGCAGGACCUGGAGCGGAGGGUGCAAAGGAACACGAUAGAGCUAGGCCAGGAGGCCUUCUGGGAGCAGGAGCUGCGGCGGGAGCAGGCUCGGGAGCGCGAGGCUCAGGCCCGCCUGCAGGCACUGAGUGCAGCCACCUCGGAGCACGCUGCCCGACUACAGGCCCUGGAUGCCCAGGCCCGCGCCCUGGAGGCUGACCUGCGGCUGGCCCAAGAGGUCCCUGGGUCCCCUUCGUCCACGGCAUCCACAGCUGAGCGGCUGCGCCAGGACCUGGCCACCCAGGAGCGACAGAGCCUGGAGGUGCAGGGCAGCCUGGCCCUGGUGAGCCGGGCCCUGGAGGCCGCUGAGCACACCUUGCAGGCCCAGGCCCAGGAGCUGGAGGAACUGAACCGGGAGCUACGCCAGUGUACCCUGCAGCAGUUCAUCCAGCAGGCGGGGGCUGCACUGCCGCCGGCACCCCGCUCUGAGAGGGCCGCCCUUGGCACACAGGAUCUUCUGCCUCCAGUCAGAGAAAGGCCCCUUCUGGGAGCCCCCCCAAGUCCUGUCCUAGUGUCCAGCCUGAGCCCUGAGGUGGCUCCCAUGAGGCAAAACUCCUGGAGCUCCUGCGUCUUCCUCUUUCUCCCGGUCCUCACGGAACUGUCUUCCAAAUCUGCCCAGAAGCCUAGCGCUUCCCAUUGCCCACCCGAGCCCAGCAGCGGUUCUCCGGUUCGGAUAUCGCUGCAGCCCGCUCCUGACCGCUCCCGGAGGUCUCCUCCCAGCAGCCUGGGGUGCCUGAGAACCAGCGCCCGGCCUCCGUCCCCAAAACCUCCCCGACACAGUGCCAGCCCCCUCCAGUCGCACGAGUCUCCCUGCUGCUACCCGGGUUAG
Molecule: messenger RNA, 1344 nt
Organism: Orycteropus afer afer
Lineage: Eukaryota; Metazoa; Chordata; Mammalia; Tubulidentata; Orycteropodidae
Gene: RASSF7
Product: Ras association domain family member 7
Biological process (GO): signal transduction
Source: RefSeq, a predicted model, not a curated record